Molecule: messenger RNA, 1242 nt
Organism: Macaca mulatta (Rhesus monkey)
Lineage: Eukaryota; Metazoa; Chordata; Mammalia; Primates; Cercopithecidae
Gene: GNRHR2
Product: gonadotropin releasing hormone receptor 2
Biological process (GO): G protein-coupled receptor signaling pathway; cellular response to hormone stimulus
Cellular component (GO): plasma membrane
Molecular function (GO): G protein-coupled receptor activity; peptide binding; protein-hormone receptor activity
Source: RefSeq, marked provisional
UCAGUUUCUCUCCAGGCCACCAUGUCUGCAGGCAACGGCACCCCUUGGGGGUCAGCAGCGGGGGAGGAGGCCUGGGCUGCAUCGGGAGUGGCGGUGGAGGGCUCAGAGCUGCCCACCUUCUCGGCAGCAGCCAAGGUCCGAGUGGGAGUGACCAUUGUGCUGUUUGUUUCUUCGGUUGCAGGGAACCUGGCCGUCCUGUGGUCAGUGACACGGCCGCAACCCAGCCAGCUCCGCCCCUCUCCGGUCAGGACACUCUUCGCCCAUUUAGCAGCUGCCGACUUACUAGUCACUUUUGUGGUUAUGCCCCUAGAUGCCACCUGGAAUAUCACUGUUCAAUGGCUGGCCGGGGACAUCGCAUGUCGGACACUCAUGUUCCUGAAACUAAUGGCCAUGUAUUCUGCAGCUUUCCUGCCUGUGGUCAUUGGACUGGACCGCCAGGCAGCAGUACUCAACCCGCUUGGAUCCCGUUCAGGUGUAAGGAAACUUCUGGGGGCAGCCUGGGGACUUAGUUUCCUGCUUGCCUUGCCCCAGCUGUUCCUGUUCCAUACCGUCCACCGAGCUGGCCCAGUCCCUUUCACUCAGUGUGUCACCAAAGGCAGCUUCAAGGCUCGAUGGCAAGAGACCACCUAUAACCUCUUCACCUUCCGCUGCCUCUUUCUGCUGCCACUGACUGCCAUGGCCAUCUGCUAUAGCCACAUUGUCCUCAGUGUGUCCAGCCCUCAGACAAGGAAGGGGAGCCAUGCCCCUGCUGGUGAAUUUGCCCUCUGCCGCUCCUUUGACAAUUGUCCCCGUGUUCGUCUCUGGGCCCUGAGACUGGCCCUGCUUAUCUUGCUGACCUUCAUCCUCUGCUGGACACCUUAUUACCUACUGGGUCUGUGGUACUGGUUCUCCCCCACCAUGCUAACUGAAGUCCCUCCCAGCCUGAGCCACAUCCUUUUCCUUUUUGGCCUCCUCAAUGCUCCUUUGGAUCCUCUCCUCUAUGGGGCCUUCACCCUUGGCUGCCAAAGAGGGCACCAAGAACUUAGUAUAGACUCUUCUAACGAAGGGUCUGGGAGAAUGCUCCAACAGGAGAUUCAUGCCCUUAGACAGCAGGAAGUACAAAAAACUGUGACAUCAAGAAGUGCAGGAGAAACAAAAGACAUUUCUAUAACAUCUAUCUGAUCCUAACACAGUAUAUAGGAACAAAAUAAUAAGUCUUUAAUACCAUAAGAUCUUAACAUCUCACUUCUACUCCUGCUCUCC